AUGAUCAGCUUGAAGAAGCUCAUUGCCAUGGUAAGGAAGUGGAAGAAAAUGGCUGGCAUUAAUGGGAGGAGAAGCAUCCCAUGGCCACUGCCAAAACUCAGAUAUAGGCAGCCAGCUCACAAGGGUCACUUUGUUGUAUAUACUGCUGACAUGAAGCGGUUUGUGGUGCCCUUGCCUUAUUUGAGUUGCAAAAUCUUCAAAGAGCUGUUUAGAAUGUCUGAGGAGGAGUUUGGGCUGCCGACGGAUGGGCCGAUCACUUUGCCGUGCGAUGCGGCUUUCAUGGAGUGCGUUAUCUCGGUGGUUCGAAGCAGUGUCUCGGAGCUCGACAAGGCAAUAUCGCUAGCCUCUUGUACUGCAUCAGUCUCUGAAGGGUUAAGUUUUCGUCAAAUAUCCAUCCAUGGCUUCUGA
Molecule: messenger RNA, 408 nt
Organism: Corylus avellana
Lineage: Eukaryota; Viridiplantae; Streptophyta; Magnoliopsida; Fagales; Betulaceae
Source: RefSeq, a predicted model, not a curated record